GCUUCAGCGUGUUCAUCAACUCACUUUGCGAUGGAUCCAUUUUACUUGCCGCCCAGCGAAUAAAUUUCCACUCAGACCCUUGAUCCACAUCUGAACUCAUCAAACUAUGGCGUCCGAAGAAGAGAAGUUUUUCCGUCUGUUAGCAGAACAAUACGGAGCCCACUGGGAACCACUGGCAACUCACCUAGGACUCUCAAAUGACAGGAUAACUCUCAUAAAACAAGACAAGCAAAAAACAGAAGAACAAAUCUUUGAAAUGCUAAUGACAUGGAAACAGUCCAAUCCGCCAGGAGAUGUUACAGCACAGACGCUAGCCACAGCUUUGGCUAAAUGUGGCAGGCGAGAUCUGGAAAGACAAAUCUUGGAAGGCACCUUUCAACCUUCCGAGGAUCCACCACCGAGUCCCUGCACGAAAACUGGAAGAUCUUUUUCAAUUCCCGAUGUUCUCACAGAUCAGAAACUUCGGAGACUGUCCGAUCAUCUAGCAGGGGAGUGGCGUCGCUUGGCCACCCACUUAGGACUUUCAUCUGACCGUGUUAGCAAGAUUCAACGCGAUCACCGUCAGGUGCAGGAGCAGAUUUUCAUGAUGUUGAUGGAUUGGAAACACAGAGAAACUACCAAGGAUCCGCUAGGACGUCUACAAUCUGCGUUGAGGGAAAUUGGCAGGUUAGAUCUGGCUGACAAGCUAAUGUUUGAUGCUAUUUGAUGGGAAAAGAUGACAAGGAAAGAGACCCAAGGGUUACCAGGAUUUUAGGAUGUGAGACUUAGUGUAACAGUUGAUCACCAGGGCAAGUAUCUCUGAUGUGAUAUCUUCUUGUGCCUUGCAGAGUGUCCUUUGGGAGACUGGAUCUUCCACAACUUGGAAAUGGACCUUUUGAUUAGUAGGGGACGGUAAUGCAAUUGAGAAUUUUACAGAAAAGACAAAUUUAUUUCAAAUGAGCAAAGUGUAUCCUGUACAGGUCACCAUAUCAUGAUGUAAAUCAAUUAGGUUUUGCCCUUCACCGACGUAUAAACACUGUUGACUCCCGAGCGAAAGUUGGAAAAAAAAUCACUCGGGUGGGACUCGCAACCCACGACCUCCUGCUUUCUAGUGCAGAUGUGUUACCAUUUGACCACUGAGCUAACGGGAUCGGUUGGCUGGUUCGAAUCUGAUGUACAGAUCAGCGGGUACCGCAUUAACUAUUCAUAAGAUGGGAUUUGUUUGCGUUGGGGUGAUGUAAAUCAAAUUAUGUUGUGUUAAAAUCUUGCAUUUUGUAUUGUACAAUUUUGGCACAUCUGUCGGAUAUGCCAAAAAAAAACCUCAUGAAGUGCAUGGACGAUACAUAACGGUAUCAGCAAAGACUCCCGACAGCGUGAUUUGCAGGAUGCUUAUUUGUGCAUCACAGGAUUAGCUUUGUACUUUUCAGAUGUGUGACCUGUAAAGUAUAUAUAUUUAUAUAAUAUUGUAUGGCUUUGAGGGGGAUACAAGAAAAUAUUGCCUGAGCUGUAACAAUAUUGCACGAGUCAGAACAACCGACGGGUUCGUGGGCGAUAUUGGUUGGUCGUGAUAACACCCUUUCGCAGCGGCGGGCUAUCGCGGCGGCGGGCUAUCGCAUAUCAACCCAUAACAACGUCUAGCCGCUAGACUAAAAAGUAUCCAAAUAGAGCUUUCUGAUUAUAAUAUUUGAAAAUGUGAGCGGUCUUGAAAAAAUGAAAGAAAAACUGUCCUUGGUGUCAUUUUAAUCAUACAUGAAUAAGUUUGCUUAUUUAAAAGUUUUCAAAUAUCACCUAGUCAGCUUGAAUAAUAUAUCAACUGUACAUACUUGAUGCUUUAAAUAUUUUAUUAAGCUCAUUGUCAGUUUAAAGCAGGUGCACUCAAACUCUGACUGUUGCACACAGAUUUCAUCCUACGCCCAUACGCAGCUCUGACCGUCAUGUUUAAGUCAUAACUUGCACGUGCAAUUUAGGGUAGGCACAUUUAAAACUGCAUUGUGUGUUUUUGGAUAUUUGAAUAAUCAAGUUCCAAUAAUAGAAAUGUGCACCCCUUCACAACAGUGGAGUCACCACCAUACUCUGUACAGUUAAGUAGCUGUGAUACAAUUUUAUUUACCACAUGACCUCACUACAACUUGGGGAGGGAUACUGUUCCAAGGUUCUUGGCUUUGUCGGACAGUGUGGUAUACAUAUGCUUACAACUUUUGUGGAGUUUGACAGGGCAGAAACAUGUGGUGAUAGGUGGUAAAAAAUAUUGUCAUUAUUUUCGUUAGACUUACGCACUUUUUUUUCAGAAGUGGAUGUGAUUGUAGAAAAAAAAAGAUAUCUUUUGC
This is a messenger RNA of Patiria miniata (bat star), 2306 nucleotides long. RefSeq lists its product as uncharacterized. The record is from RefSeq and is a predicted model, not a curated record. Lineage: Eukaryota; Metazoa; Echinodermata; Asteroidea; Valvatida; Asterinidae. The transcript has 5 exons. Gene Ontology annotation, cellular component: CD95 death-inducing signaling complex; cytoplasm. Gene Ontology annotation, biological process: positive regulation of extrinsic apoptotic signaling pathway; TRAIL-activated apoptotic signaling pathway. Gene Ontology annotation, molecular function: death receptor binding; caspase binding. Bases 107 to 706 code for a protein of 199 amino acids.